AUGUUCGUAGCUCUCUGGGUGUUAAUUUUUGCAUGUUUGAAUCUGAACGUAUGUAACAGUUUGGAUCCUGUCACAUCACCUGCAACUUUUCAAUUUGGUUCCAAUGAAUCAAGCAUAUUACUACAAAGCUACAUAAAUGUGACUUUAUCUUACUCUGAGGCUAAAAACCAACCUAUUAUAAUUUCAAUAAAUUCAACAAAUGAAGAAGAAUUCAAUGUUUCCGGUUCUUUUGGAGAGGAGUUAGAAAUUCUUCAACUAAGUUGGCUUCCAAAUGGGUCGAACAAAACUUGGAACCUCACUUUUCAGUUCGUGAAAUCUGACAGUAGUUACAACCUCAAUGAAAUUAAAUUGGAAUAUCAACUGAGUAACUCAUCAGUUUUAAGAAAUGCAUCAAAUAACCAAUCACUAUUUUCUGCCGCAGUUGGUUCAUACUAUUCUUGUCAAGCUGAACAGAAUAUAUCGUUGGAUCAGUCAGGACCAAGUCCUGUAACUGUUAAUCUCACUUUAUCUCAAUUUAAAGUUCAAGCAUUCAGAGAUGGAGAGGAAACAGAGUUUACUGGUCUCAAUUUAUUAUGUACCGUUUUGGCACUUACAAAUGAUGGUCAUUUGCUGUUUAUUCGAUUCACUAUCUCUAACCACUACAUUGAAAUUAUCUUUGUGAUUAGAUUAACUUAUGUGCAACACAAUUUACAUGGUAUAUAA
Molecule: messenger RNA, 702 nt
Organism: Schistosoma turkestanicum
Lineage: Eukaryota; Metazoa; Platyhelminthes; Trematoda; Strigeidida; Schistosomatidae
Source: the annotation of a GenBank genome assembly